AUGUCAAUCACGACUUUCUCCCAAAGGCAAUUUGAAAGUUUUCCUGAUGAAAUUCUUUUACUUAUUUGUCGAUAUUUAUCCUCAACUGAAAUAAUUUAUUCAUUGAAUAAUUUAAACUAUCGAUUAACUCAAACAAUCAGUGAUUAUUAUCGUCGUGUUGUAUUAGGACAAGUUCCAUUUCAACGUUUCAAUUUUAUCUGUAGAUCAAUUUUACCUGAAAUUGGUUCACAUAUUCGUGUAUUGGUCAUCAGUAAUGAUUGGAAAGGUGUUCUUUCCAAUGUGUUUCUUCAAUAUUUUUCUGAUCGAAUGUCAGUUACAUUUCCGAAUGUCGAACGAAUUGUGUUAACAACAUUUGUCAUCGAUUCUCUCAUGACAUUUUUACCUUCUCUUCGUGAUUUACUAAGUUUUUCUCAAUUGAAAAUAUCAAGUUUAUAUGAAAUCAGUGUGGGUUCUACAUCCCGAGAUGUUUUAUUACGAACGAUUUUCGAUACGAAUAAUUGUCGUUUGAAAUCGAUUACAUUCGAUGAUGAUUGUUUAGAUUUUACUUAUGAAAAUCAUCUUGUUGAUUUAAUUUAUCCAAAUCUGACAAAAUUAGUCAUUCAACUGGCAAACCUCAAUGAUUUACAUAAACUUUUAUCUUGUUUAUCUCAACUUGAAGAUCUUGACGUGGAAAUCAAUAACGAAGGAACUGAACUUGAUGAGAAUCUUUCAUUAAAUUCAGUUUUUACUUUGAAAUACUUUUGUUUACGUUCGUUACUUUAUUCUUGGACAUUCGAUGAGUUGAUUUCAAUCUUCAAACGCAUUCCGAACGUCGAACAAUUGAAGAUUCAAAUUGGUACGAAUAAUGAUGUUAAUCUUAUUCACGGAAAAGAACUUUCCACUUAUCUUUCGAACUUUUCCUUGAAAAACUUCUCGUAUUUUCUUCAAAUUGUUGAUGUUUAUUUAGCAAAUACGACAAAAAUCGUCUCGACAUGGAAAAACCAAUUUCCUCAAGACUUUUUUUGUAUUCAAAGUGAAGAUGAAGAAAGUCUAAUGAUCUAUUCUUUACCUUUCUCUUGUCCUUAUCUGAUUCUUCGAUGCUCUGUUGCGAAAAAUCCCAUUUUCGUUUCACAUUUUGGAACGAAUGUCAAAUGUUUAACUUUGUAUGAAGUUUCCUCGCGAAUAGUCGAAGUUUUUCCAAUCAUUGUCCAAUGUCGUCGAAUGCAAUCCUUAGUUUUGCAAGUAACUCGAACGGAUGUUCCGAAAUCUUUAAAAGAAAUUUCACUUCGGAAAAUGCCUUCGUUAACAUUCUUUGUUUGUCUUCAACGAUAUCCGAUAAAUACAGAUGAUUUCAUGAAAUUACUUGAAUCUUCUCCAAAUUUAUACCAUUUCGCACUAAAUUAUGAAGUCAUUCGUCCAUUUCUCAACAUUAAAAAUCUUUGUGAUCUGUUGGGACAACGUCUGACUGAUUUAUUGAUUGGUAUUACAACAAAUAUUGAUUCUGAAUCGCUAAAUACUUUGGUGACACGUCUUGCAAGUGCCUUUCCAUCAUUACGACAUCUCUAUUUCCAUUUUAAAGAUGAUACUCUUCCAGUUGAAUCGUUAAUUUUAACAAUUUGUACAAAUUUAUUCCAAUGGAAACGUUUAAUUUCCUUUGGUAUCGCCAAUAUUCAAUUGAAUGCUACGAUUUUAUCCAAAGGACUUCGUCAAUGGUUAUUAGAUAAUUCAAAUUUACCUGCGGAUGAUUCAUUUCUCACGGACUAUAGUGCCAAAACAUUUCGACUUUGGUUAGAACAUUUACAAGAAGUGAUUUCUCUUCUGUCGAAUGAACCGAAAAAUGCCUCGUUGCCAUUGAAUGAAAAUAAAGAAGAAAUCGAAUCAGAUUUAACUUAUCCAACUAAAAUGACGACGAAUGUGAUUGAUAUCAUCGAUCCGAUCGAUUAUGAAGAGUAUAUCGAUGAACAUCGACAAAAGAUCGAAAACGAUCCAUUAAGACAUUUAUUAGAAUAUCCCAAUGAUGAUAUUGAUUUUGUUCGAAUUGAACGGCAAUAUCGAACGAUAAUUCCCGUUAUUCCGGAAAAAGAAGCAUUAACCGAUCCACAUAUUCGCGAUUGUUUACAAAGUUUCAAUGGUGAACAUUUUUAUCUUCGUCGAAAUUAUAAUCAUUAUGGUAGUGCAAUAACCUUGUUAAAUGUUCGUCAAGAGCAAAUGCAAGCGUUGAAACAGAUUCCGAAACAAGAUUAUGAAGUUGAUAUCAUCGAUGACAAUCGACAAACAUUGAUCGAUCAAGAAAGAGAUAGUCCGAGGAAAUUGCCGAUUAGCGAUUCGGCGAUGAAUCCGAUGAAAAGUAGUUGGGCUAUGGCGAAAGAUGAUUUGGAUAAAACGGAACCAGAUACGAUUAUGCCUCAUUUGAUUGAAAGAAUUCCAAUUGAAAGUGUUGAUAAAGAAAAUGAAUUGCUACGAGGAAAAAAUCGUUAUUCGAAGUUGUUCAGUUCAUAUCCACCCCAAGCAGAUAGCGAUUGUAUUGAAUAUCGACCACCAUCGGAACCACUUCAACCUUAUACAACAUUCAAAUUGCAAGUCAAAUGUUUAGAUUUCAAAUUUGAACCAGAAAUCGAACCAAUGUUUAUCACGUUGUCCUUAUACGAUUUGAAAGAGCGAAAAAAAAUUUCGGAAAAUUUUCAUUUUGAUUUAAAUUCUGAUGCAUUAAAACAAAUGAUUCAUCUUCGACCAGCCGUUGAUGGUUCAACAUUAAGUCUCUCUGCAAUAUUUCCAAUUUCAUUUCCAUCACCAGACAUCUAUCUAAUCAUUCGAAUCGAAAAAGUUUUACAACAAGGUGACCUAUCCGAUUGUGCUGAACCUUAUAUGAAACAAGAUUUGAAGAAUCAACAACGAUAUCACGAACAAGCAAUUCAAUUUUGUCAACGUCUUGGUCGUUUUCGAAUGCCAUUUGCUUGGACAGCGAUUAGUUUACGUGAUAUUCUCAAAGAGAUCGAACAAGAAACAAUGAUUUCCAGUCAUUCGAGUACUUUACCUCCCAACUCGGAAUUGAUCAAUUCUACUGCAAAAGCUUCGAGUCUUGAACGUAAAAGUUUAGGAGCGGGAGGCCUUCGAAAUGCUUAUGAGAGUUUUCGGCGUUCGCGUGAUGAAAGUUUAACACGAAACAGCUCAAAACGAAGUGACGAUCGACAAAUUCCUCCAACAUCUCCAACUACCACGUCGACCAACGCAACUCUUUUAUCAACAACUGAUGAAUUCUUUCAUAUUUUAGCCAAUUUCGAUCGACCAAUUCUCCUCACAUUGAAAGGAGUUUACAAACAAGAAAGUGAACGCCUGAGUGAUGAAGAUAUUUUCAAAUUUCUCACUGAUUUUCGCAAACCACCAACAUUAGCAAAGAAACCGAAGACAAUUCCAGCAUUCAUUCGUUUCGAAUUCAACCAAAUUCAUCCUGGCGAUACUGUUGAUUGUUGUCUUGAUGCUCAAUUAAAUCGUCUAAAACCUUAUACAGACGAUACAAAACGUCCAAUCAAAGAAUUACUUGAAUUUCCUCCACGUGAAAUCUAUUUACCUCAUACAUCUUAUCGAAAUCUUCUUUAUAUUUAUCCAUUGUCAGUCAAUUUAUCAAAUUUAACAACACGUGGUUCGACAUCAGCGAGAAAUAUCGCCGUGAAAAUUCAAUUAAUGGGAGGAGAAGAAGAAAUCUUCGCUUUACCAUUAAUCUUCGGCAAAUCAUCUGGACAAGAAAUGGUCAAAGAAAUUUAUUCACCAGUUUUAUAUCAUUCGAAAUCUCCAUCGUUUUAUGAUGAAGUGAAACUUCGUCUUCCAGCUGUUCUCGAUGAAAAUCAUCAUCUAUUCUUUACUUUUUCACACAUUAGUUGUCAGCCGAAAGAAAACGCACCGGUCGAAACUCCGAUUAGUUAUACGUGGCUUCCAUUAUUGAAUAAUAACCAACUUAUUCAUGGAGAUUUUAAUCUUCCUGUUACUUAUGAUAGACCACCGCAUAAUUAUUCACUUGUACCACCAACUAAUCACGAUGUGAACAAUGUCAAAUGGGCUGAUAGUCAUAAACCAUUGUUUUCUUUAUCAAUUCGUCCAUGCUCAACAAUUCACUCAUUGGACGAACGAUUAGAAAACUUUUUCCAUAUGUAUAAUCAGUUACGCAAACAAGCUUAUGCCAAUCAUCAUCAUCACCAUCAUUCACAUUAUCAAAUAACAGAUAAAGAUUUUAAACAAGCAAUUAUGGAUACUGUUUGGGCUCAAGCAGAGAAACUCAUUCAGUUUCUGUACAUCCUUCUCGAUACGCUUCUUUCUCUAUUGGUUCGAGCACCAGUACUCAACGGACAUGUUUUGAAUAUCAAUCAAACAUGUUUUGAAACGUUAACAAAGAUUAUUCAACGUAUUCAACGCGAUCUUCUCGCUGAUCUGAAUGAUACGCAUGGACGGAAUCGUUUGUUAUUAACCUAUAUUCAUUAUGAGUGUACAUUACAUACACCGAAUGAAACAGGUGAAGUUCUUCUUUCGCAAUCUACAUCUACGACGAGUUUUUGUUUAGAUGUGAGUGCAAUCUCAUCGAAAUCAGCGAGUCUUCGUCCAAGUUCAUUGUAUUUCAACCGUCGUGUUCCACGAAGUACCUCGAAUCCUGAUUUACCCAGCCCAUCAUUAUCUCCUGAAGAUGAAAUGGCACUUGCAGCUGCAAAUGGAGGUUUGAUUUCUUCCAAUGUUUCAUCCGGAAAACAAUCGGUUGAAUCUGGUCAAGGAAUUAUUAAAGAUUCGGCUUAUUCAAGCAAAGCUGCCCAACAACGAAAAGUAAAGAUCGAUUUCCAUCCUUUACAUGAAGAAUUAUUAUUCCAAUGGGUUGUUUCAUCGGGUGCAACACGAGAUUUCGCCUUUGGAAAUAGUUGGUUCUUCUUCGAAUUAUUAAUUAAAACAAUGGGACAUUUCUUACAUACAACAAAUCGAUUUUCGAUUGAACGUCGUCAUCGAUUUUCGUAUCAAUUCUGUGACGAUAUCACCACAUUAUUACGUUUGAUUAUUCGUGAAUUACUCGAUCGCCAACAUCAUACUCAACGAAAUGGAAUUGACGGAAAACUCCAUUGCACACAAUUAAAUAGUUCAUUGGCAUUUUUUAUCAACGACUGUUUAUCACUAAUGGAUCGAGGAUUUGUAUUUAGUCUCAUCAAAAUCUACUGCAAAGAGUUCGAUUUGGAAAUCGCUCAUGGUCAACCUAAUGACACAUCGUAUUACGUUUCUCUAAAACUGGACUUCAUUCGCAUAAUUUGUUCUCAUGAACAUUAUGUGGCACUGAAUCUUCCCUUAUUACCAUGUGUACCACCUUCACCAUCACCAAGUAUUGGAAGUAUGCAGUCAUUCUCAUCGAAUAAUAACAAUAUAAAUACAAAUACCAAUGGAAAUUAUCAACGAACAAUUUCUAUCCAACAAACUGAUUUAACUUAUGAAUAUCGACAAGAACAUUAUCUUGUCGGAAUUAUUUUACAUGAUUUACAAAAUGUCUUAGCAAAUAAUACUCCAUGGCUUCACAGUCGUGCAAUAAAUAUUCUACGCAAUGUUUUAUCGUAUCAUGAUUUCGAUCAACGUUUAUUAAUUAAUGAUGAAAAAACGAAUCGAAAUCGCGUGGCGAGACUUUAUCUACCAUUACUUCAUAUCAUUUCCAAUAAUCUAAACAAACUCUUUGACCCAGGAAACGCCUCAUACGGUCAAUUAAAUCGUCCAAGUAUAACACCUUCCGAUGAUCUAUUUGCUGCAAAUGGUGACGAACUUGCUAUAGAAAACGAUGGAACACUUAAACGUAUAUCAUCCAUGACAACAUUCAGUGAAGAAACUUCUCGCGAUUUAUUGGUUUGUUUACUAUGGGUUUUGAAAAAUAGCGAUGCAUCUGUUCUUCGUCAUUGGUGGACUCAUAUGUCACGUGAUCAACUUCAACAUCUUAUUCAAUUGCUCGAUUUGUCAAUUGCAAGUUUUGAAUAUAAAGGAAAAAAACAAAUGAAACGCCAUCAUCGUAUUGGAGCUGGUGGACAUGCAUCAGUUCUUACUGCGAUCUCUUCGUGCGCGUCAACGAAGAAGACAUCGAUGAUAUCAGUUAAAAAUCAAUUAGAAAAAUCAAUUAUUGGAACGGAAAACGCACGAACGGAAAUGUUAAAUAGAAAUAAACAAAAAAAUCCUCUUCCAUCGAUUCAUGAACCAACCAAAACCGGAAAUAAUCUUCGAUGGAGAAAAGAUCAAACACAUUGGCGACAGGCCAAUGCCGAAAGAAGUGAAGAAGAUAUUGCUGUUGAUGCGCAUCUGGAAAGUAUUCUCGCAUCGGAAUGUACAAUGAUUGUUUUAGAUACGAUCGAAACGAUAAUUCAGGUUGUUCAAACAUCUGAUUGUCAUCAAAUACUUUUACCUGGUCUACUCAAAAUACUUUUACACACGUUCGCAUUGAAUCAAAGCACUUGGACAUUGCAAAAUCUCUUUUCACAUCAACGUUCAAUUGUGUACAAAUUUCCUGAACUUCUCUUCGAAGAAGAUACGGAACAUUGUGCUGAUUUAUGUUUACGUUUAUUAAAACAUUGUUCAUCAUGUUUAAGUACGAUUCGUUCUCAUGCGUCGGCAUCACUUUAUUUACUAAUGAGACAAAAUUUCGAAAUUGGAAAUAAUUUCUCGCGAGUGAAAAUGCAAGCGACAAUGUCUUUAUCAUGGCUAGUCGGUCAAUCCACAUCACAAUUCAACGAAAUCUUCUUAAGAAAAUCUUUACGAACGAUCUUAACAUAUGCGGAUGGCGAUACAGAUUUACAAGAAAGUGCAUUUCCAAGUCAAGUGAAGGAUUUAGCCACAAAUCUCUACAUGAUUCUUUGCGAUACGGCAAAAUUACGUGAAGCUAAAGACAAUCCAGAUAUGGAAAUUGAUCUUCUUCAUCGUAUUGCGAAUUGUUAUCAAAAUAGUCCAGAUCUUCGUCUUACUUGGCUACAAAACAUGGCUCAAAAACAUUUAGCGAUGAAUCAUUAUGCCGAAGCCGGAAUGUGUUUGGCACAUGCGGCAAGUCUUGUCGCUGAAUACCUUCGAAUGCUUGAAUCGAAACCUUAUAUGCCGAAUGGUUGUGUCACUUUACAAAAAAUCUCGAUGAAUCUAUUAGAAGAAAGUGCAGUUAGUGAUGAUGUUGUUUCACCAGGCGAUGAGGGUAUUUGUACCGGAAAAUAUUUUACGGAAAAUGGUUUUAUUGGUUUAAUGGAACAAGCAGCUGUAUUUCUUACUCAUGCACAUAUGUACGAAGCAGUUAAUGAUAUUUAUCAUGUUCUCACACCGAUCUAUGAAGCCAAUCGAGAUUUCAAAAAACUUUCACAAGUUCAUAGCAAAUUACACGAAUAUUUCAAUCGAAUAUUAAUUCAAGGAAAUAAGCGUCUAUUUGGUACUUAUUUUCGUGUGGGAUUCUAUGGAACAAAAUUCGAUGAACUUGAUGGUCAAGAAUUUAUUUAUAAAGAACCAGGAAUAACAAAAUUAGCCGAGAUAGCUUCUCGACUUGAAUCAUUCUAUAUUGAUAAAUUUGGUAAAUCUCAAGUUGAAAUGAUUAAAGAUUCCAAUGAUGUCAACCGUGCUUCGCUGGAUUUAGCCAAUAAGAAAGUGUAA
This is a messenger RNA of Adineta ricciae, 7602 nucleotides long. The record is from the annotation of a GenBank genome assembly. Lineage: Eukaryota; Metazoa; Rotifera; Eurotatoria; Adinetida; Adinetidae.